This is a messenger RNA of Coffea eugenioides, 1251 nucleotides long. RefSeq lists its product as uncharacterized. The coding region runs from base 1 to 1251 and encodes 416 amino acids. The record is from RefSeq and is a predicted model, not a curated record. The transcript has 4 exons. Lineage: Eukaryota; Viridiplantae; Streptophyta; Magnoliopsida; Gentianales; Rubiaceae.
AUGGUUAGCACUCCAGGAGGCAAGGGCAGUUAUAAGGAACUCUCUGGUCAAGGAGGAAGCAUAUUGGAGGCAAAAGCAAGAAUCGAGUGGCUUCAGGAUGGGAAUAAAAAUUUAAGGUUCUUUCAUGCAGUUGUGGCAGAGAGAUGUGCUAAAUCAGUUAUACACUGGAUUCGUAGUAGCACGGGGGAGUGGCUGACUGAUAAAACUCACAUUUCGACGGAGGCAGUGGAAUAUUUCACAUCCUUAUUCUCGGCCGAACCUUGUACGGGGUCAUGGAAUACUUUGGAGGUCAUUCCCAAUGUUAUUUCAAGGGAUCAAAAUGCUGAGUUGGAGCGCCUUCCCUCGAUGGAGGAGAUAAAAGAGGUGGUAUUCGCAAUGGAUGGGGAGAGUGCGACGGGUCCUGAUGGAUUCACAGCUCGGUUGUCAAAGGUGUGGCCAAGUAUUAUCUCUCCUCAGCAGAGUGGCUUUGUUAAGGGCAGGCAAAUUUUUGAUAAUUUUCUGUUGGCCCAGGAGUUGGUGUCGGAUAUUCACCGAAAGAAUAGAGAGGGAAAUGUGGUAUUGAAGCUCGAUAUGGCCAAAGCCUACGAUAGAGUCUCUUGGCCGUUUUUGCUCCAGGUGUUAAGAAGAUUUGGGUUUGGCGAGGUAUGGAUUGAUAUGAUUUGGAGACUUAUCUCGAAUGUGUGGUUCUCAGUAAUAGUUAAUGGAGCGCCUCAGGGAUUCUUCAAAUCUAGUCGUGGAUUGAGACAAGGAGAUUCGAUUUCACCGGCGCUCUUUGUGAUUAGUGCGGAAGUUCUGUCUCGUCUGUUGAACGCUUUGAGUAGUUAUCGGGGUUUUACGCCGUUUAGAGUUCCACGGGGUUGCCUGCCUAUUACUCAUCUAGCCUAUGCGAAUGAUAUUAUUAUCUUCUCCAGUGGUUUGUGGCAAUCUGUGCAGUUGGUGAUGAAGACGCUGGACGCUUAUGGUUCAGUGAAACGGUCUAUUGCAGUGAUGACUGGGUUUCAGUCGAAGGAGUUUUCGGUCAAGCAUCUGGGUUAUCCUUUAUAUGCAGGGCGGAGGAGGAGAUGCUACUUUGCAGGGGGGGGUGCUGGUUUGAGGUCCCUUAAGCACGUGUUUGAUGCCUUCUCCAUGAGAUUAUGGUGGCACUUCCAGUUGCGGCAAUCGUUGUGGGCUAAGUUCGUGCAUUGUAAAUAUUGCCCCAACCUGCAUCCUUGCUUUGCUGAUACUUCUCCCGGGGACUCUUGGACUUGGUAG